AUGGAAAAGUCCUUCUGCUACGCCAAUCAUAUCACUCUGCAACUUAAGUUUCUGAUGGGAACUCCUCCGGUGAACUCGUUGCCAGUAGCAUACCAAGCAUGGACAAGCCUAGCAGUGCCGGAUUGGCUCAACAAAGGAGACAACGCAUGGCAAAUGGUGUCCGCCACCUUGGUCGGGAUUCAGAGCAUGCCGGGCCUCGUCAUUCUCUACGGAAGCAUCGUCAAAAAGAAAUGGGCCGUCAACUCCGCCUUCAUGGCUCUCUACGCUUUCGCCGCCGUCGUCAUCUGCUGGGUCACGUGGGCCUACAAGAUGUCGUUCGGGGAGAAGCUGCUGCCGUUUUGGGGCAAGGCCGGGCCCGCCCUGGGCCAGAGGUUUCUGAUAAAGCAGGCGGCGCUGCCCGCCACGCCGCACUAUUACAGUAACGGUGAUUUGGAGACUGCGGAGAUUGAACCGUUUUACCCCAUGGCUACUAUGGUGUGGUUCCAGUGCGUGUUUGCGGCGAUUGCGCUUGUGAUCUUGGCUGGCUCGGUUCUGGCUCGGAUGAACUUCAAGGCGUGGAUGAUGUUCGUCCCGCUCUGGCUCACUUUCUCUUACACCGUUGGCGCUUUUAGUUUGUGGGGUGGAGGCUUCUUGUUCCACUGGGGUGUCAUGGACUACUCCGGUGGUUAUGUCAUUCAUCUCUCUUCUGGAAUUGCUGGCUUCACUGCUGCAUACUGGGUGGGGCCAAGAUCGAAGAAGGACAGAGAGAGAUUCCCGCCAAACAAUGUGUUACUAACGUUGGCAGGUGCGGGGCUGCUAUGGCUGGGAUGGGCGGGUUUCAACGGCGGAGAUCCGUACGCGGCAAACACGGACUCAUCGAUGGCGGUGCUGAACACCAACAUUUGCGCCGCCACCAGCCUCCUCGUAUGGACGUGGUUGGACGUUAUUUUCUUCAAAAAACCCUCAGUUAUUGGAGCCGUUCAAGGCAUGAUCACUGGCCUUGUCUGCAUCACUCCCGCAGCCGGUCUGGUUCAAGGAUGGGCUGCCAUAGUGAUGGGAGUGCUUUCAGGGAGUGUGCCAUGGUUCAGCAUGAUGGUGUUGGGAAAAAAGUGGAAAAUAUUUGAAAUGGUUGAUGACACCCUUGCUGUGUUCCACACUCAUGCUGUGGCUGGCCUUCUUGGAGGAAUACUCACUGGCCUAUUCGCUGAGCCACGUCUAGGCGCACUCUUUCUUCCUGUCGCCAACUCCAGAGGAGGAAUCUAUGGAGGCCCUGGAGGAGUCCAGAUUCUUAAGCAAAUUGUCGGAGGUUUGUUCAUCAUUGGGUGGAACCUUGUGGCCACUUCAAUCAUUUGUGUGGUUAUCAAUUUCAUAGUUCCACUCAGAAUGACCGAGGAAGAGCUUCUCAUAGGGGAUGAUGCAGUUCAUGGGGAAGAGGCUUAUGCACUGUGGGGUGAUGGAGAGAAACUUAGCAUCUACAAAGAUGAUACUACACACCAUGGAAUCGUGUCCAGUGGUGCCACUCAGGUCGUCUAA
Sphenostylis stenocarpa is the source of this 1512-nucleotide messenger RNA. The record is from the annotation of a GenBank genome assembly. Lineage: Eukaryota; Viridiplantae; Streptophyta; Magnoliopsida; Fabales; Fabaceae.